This is a messenger RNA of Lasiosphaeria miniovina, 996 nucleotides long. RefSeq lists its product as uncharacterized. Bases 1 to 996 code for a protein of 331 amino acids. The transcript is spliced from 3 exons. The record is from RefSeq and is a predicted model, not a curated record. Lineage: Eukaryota; Fungi; Ascomycota; Sordariomycetes; Sordariales; Lasiosphaeriaceae.
AUGCCUUCAGGAAGCUCCCGGCUGUCCAAGCCCAAGCCUCAGGAGAUCGCCUCCGAGACCAAGAGGCAUUGGAUUCCAACUAUUAGAGACCAGUACGCGCACAUAUGGAAGACAUACUCGUACAUUUACCUUGAUCCACUGAGACAGCUCAAUUUUGUCGAGAAGCCGAUCAAUCUCUCGCCUCCCCAGUUCUAUGUAUAUACGGGAGAUCCGGUGGACUGGGCAUUGGACUGGGCAAAGACAAUCAACCGCCAGAUCCCCUUUAUUUGUCCGGCCAACGACAAGCGUCCCGGGGGAGACUGGGAGACGGGCGUUGCCGGCUACGAGGAACGAUUGUGCCGGCGUAGCACCCUCUCCGCGACCAUGGCAACUCCUGCACCCGAUCAGGAUGGGGCGCAUUAUCCCAUCCCCGACAGCGGUGCUCUCGUGUCGAGUGAUGUUGUGGUUUUCCGCGGCCCCCACGACAAAUAUGACAUGCUCCCAUUUGACCAGUGGCAUGCACUCCCGGUCGUAUCAAUGACUCCGGCGCGCCGGCCAAAGCUGACCCAGAAUGGUACGAAGUACUCGUUCGCCAACGAACGGGCCAUGGUCAUGGAUAAGCUACGGGCUGCCCUUCGCAUCUGUGUUUACAACGAUUUUAGCAGCGUCGUGGUCGGCGACUUUGGCCUCGGCAACUAUCGCAAUCCGCCUCUAGAGCUCGCCGAAAUCUGGCGGGAAGUCAUGCUCUACGAUCCCGACCUCCGCGGGCGGCUUGCCUCUGUGGCCUUUGUGUUCGAAGACCCCAGACAGAGCACCGUACAACUAAUCCUGGAUGACCUCCAAAAGAAGGCAAAAGGAAAGCCCCCAGGAGCCUCGUCGAGCGCGAGCUCCUCGUCUACUGCUGUUGCUCCGACGGACUUUCAGAUCUUCUCCCAAGUCUUUGACAACGAGGAGAUUAGGAGGUUCCUCGGGCAGCCAGACGCGAGGUACGGCCUAAACAACCUCCUGGCCGAAUAA